Molecule: messenger RNA, 804 nt
Organism: Melopsittacus undulatus (budgerigar)
Lineage: Eukaryota; Metazoa; Chordata; Aves; Psittaciformes; Psittaculidae
Gene: CENPV
Product: centromere protein V
Exons: 5
Coding region: 1-660 (219 amino acids)
Molecular function (GO): carbon-sulfur lyase activity
Source: RefSeq, a predicted model, not a curated record
AUGGGGCGGCUCAGGGCGGCCAGCGCUCGGCGGUCCCGGCGGGGCAGCGCCGCCGCCAGCCCCUCUGCGGGCUCGGCCGGCAGCGGCCGCGGUAAGGCCGCGCUCAGUGCCCCGGCCGGGCCGGGCGCGCAGGAACCGCCCCCCGCGCAGGGAGACUUCGAUCUCGGGGAGCAGCGCGGGCGCUGGGCCGCGUUCCAGGAGCGGCACCGGCUGAGCUGCGAGGAGGCGGCAAGGCUGCUGCUGGAUGCCUUUGAAUACCGGGGUUUGGUUAAGCACACUGGAGGCUGUCACUGUGGAGCAGUCCGCUUUGAGGUCUGGGCUUCAGCAGAUCUGCAUGUUUUCAACUGCAAUUGCAGCAUUUGCACAAAGAAACAAAACAGACACUUCAUUGUUCCAGCCUCACGCUUCAAGCUGCUGAAGGGUGCCGAUAAUUUGACAACAUACACCUUCAACACCCAUAGUGCCCAGCACACAUUCUGCAAGACCUGUGGUGUACAGAGCUUUUAUACUCCUCGUUCUAAUCCAGAUGGUUAUGGAAUAGCUCCCCAUUGUCUGGAUGAGGGCACCGUGCAGACCAUUAUCACAGAGGAUAUCAAUGGCAAGGAAUGGGAGAAGGCUGUGAAGGAACACAAGACCAUCAGAGACAUGUCAAAACCCUGACACACUCUUCCAGCAGCUGAUGUUGAGGCACUGCUGUGGAACUGUAGCCUGGGCUUUCCUGGGUGAGGCAAAAUCCGUCUCUACAUUAUUGUUAUCUGUUCUCUGUUUCUUAAAUAAAUCUUUCUAUGCUGCCUGUCCCAUUCA